GAAUCGUUUCGUAGAAAAGGAUUCGAUGUAUUGUAAAAUUAUUUCACCAUUACUUCACUCAAAAAUCCAUUUUGGUGUUCGCAUGGAAAAUCCCUCUAAUCACAGGAUUUGAAAUCGUUCCAUUGCAGCAGGACAUGGAGGAAUCAGCCCAAGCUUUCAAGAAUCUUCACAGCAGAGAGUAUCAAGGUCACAAGAAGAAGGUACAUUCCGUGGCAUGGAAUUGCACGGGCAUGAAGCUUGCUUCCGGUUCUGUUGAUCAAACUGCUCGAGUUUGGCAUAUUGAGCCUCACGGACAUGGUAAGGUUAAGGAUGUUGAGUUGAAAGGGCACACUGAUAGUGUAGAUCAGCUAUGCUGGGACCCUAAACAUUCUGAUCUUAUAGCGACUGCAUCUGGGGACAAGACCGUUCGACUAUGGGAUGCUCGCAAUGGGAAAUGCUCACAGCAAGCUGAGCUCAGUGGCGAAAAUAUCAACAUCACCUACAAACCUGAUGGGACACACAUCGCUGUUGGAAAUAGGGAUGAUGAACUUACAAUUCUGGAUGUUAGGAAGUUUAAACCAGUUCACAAGCGCAAGUUCAACUAUGAGGUGAAUGAAAUAGCUUGGAACAUGACUGGGGAGAUGUUUUUCCUGACAACUGGAAAUGGUACUGUUGAAGUACUAGCAUACCCAUCUCUUCGACCAAUUGAAACUCUUAUGGCUCAUACAGCGGGUUGUUACUGCAUUGCAAUUGACCCUGUUGGAGGGUAUUUUGCAGUUGGAAGUGCUGAUUCAUUAGUUAGCUUAUGGGAUAUAUCGCAGAUGCUUUGUGUGCGAACAUUUACAAAACUUGAAUGGCCUGUUAGAACAAUAAGUUUCAACCACACAGGAGAAUACAUUGCUUCUGCCAGUGAGGACUUGUUCAUUGAUAUAUCAAAUGUUCAAACGGGACGAACGGUUCAUCAAAUUCCUUGUCGGGCUGCAAUGAACAGUGUGGAGUGGAAUCCAAAACAUAAUUUACUUGCAUAUGCUGGGGAUGACAAGAACAAGUAUCAGGCUGAUGAAGGUAUUUUUAGGAUCUUUGGGUUUGAAAGUCCAUGAGAAAUGGAUCAACUAUGGAGAAUUUUCCAAUUCUGUGAUACUUUAUUAUGUUCCUUCAUUUCUGGCAAAAUGUAUUGAAUUUCAGUUAGUGGCUUUUACCAUAAAGUUAAUCAUAUUUCCCCUUGAAACGACAA
This is a messenger RNA of Cucumis melo (muskmelon), 1213 nucleotides long. RefSeq names its product THO complex subunit 3. The transcript is spliced from 11 exons. Gene Ontology annotation, biological process: mRNA export from nucleus. Gene Ontology annotation, molecular function: protein binding. Gene Ontology annotation, cellular component: THO complex part of transcription export complex. NCBI's taxonomy places the organism in Eukaryota, Viridiplantae, Streptophyta, Magnoliopsida, Cucurbitales, Cucurbitaceae. The record is from RefSeq and is a predicted model, not a curated record. The coding region runs from base 135 to 1079 and encodes 314 amino acids.